AACAGCCAACCGGUCGACAUUAUCCAAGAAAUAUCAUCAAUCUAUAAUCUAUAUUAUCAAAUAUCCUAUUUAUCUUAAUCUCUCCUCAAUCUCUAAAUCUCAACACAAAGAUGGCUAGUGAUGGUGAUGAUAAGGUUGUUCUAUUGAAUACAUACGUGAGCAUGUUCGCGAUGAGGCCAAAAAUGGCGCUCGCUCUCAAAGGGAUUCCCUACGAAUCCAAAGUGGAAGACUUGGGGAACAAAAGCUCACUCUUGCUGGAGAUGAACCCGGUUCACAAGAAGAUCCCUGUUCUCAUUCACAACAGAAAACCCGUUUGCGAGUCUCUCAUCAUUCUCGAGUACAUCGAUGAGGUCUGGAAGGACAAGUUUCCAUUAUUGCCUUCGGAUCCUUACAAGAGAGCUCAAGCGAGGUUCUGGGCUGAUUUCAUUGACAAAAAGAUCUUCGAGUGUAUAGGGGCAUGGCUGUUUAAAAAAAAAGAUGCAAAGGACAUUAAAGAAGAACUGGUGGAGAAGCUGAAGGUGUUGGAAGGGGAGUUAGGGGAAGAGGCAUAUUAUGGAGGGGAGAAGAUUGGGUUCUUGGAUUUGGUUUUGGUUUCAUACUACACAUGGCUUCUGGCUUUUGAGAAAGAUGCAGAGUUUAGCGUUGAGGCAGAAGUUCCAAAGUUGAGUGAAUGGGCCAAAAGAUGCCUGCAAAAUGAGAGUGUGUCUACCUCUCUUGCAGACCCUUUGAAGCUCUAUGAGUUUACUCUGCAGCUGUGGGAAAGGCUUGGCAGGGGUGGCGGUGCUUAUAAUUGAAAAUUAAAUGUUGUAUGGCAAAAUCCAUUGGUCCAAUAAUGUACAACCUUUGUUGUGUUGUACAAUCGUGUAAUCUUGUUUCGUGUUUCCCAGCAGGAUAUGAAUCCUUGUGCAAUAGCAGCCAUGGAUUUUAAAAUUCAUAUUAUCAGUUUUCUUUGAAUUUAAGGUGUGUUUGAUUGUCAAGGACUUAGUGGUCCAAUGUCACCACGUGACUCCCUUAUAUGGGAGGUUGUGGGUUCAUAGGUCUAUACUCUAUUGAAAUAGAGUUAGUAAUGUAAAAAAAAGGUUUGAUUUUGAUUAUAAUAUAAUUGAGUUAUUAAUUAAG
This is a messenger RNA of Ipomoea triloba (trilobed morning glory), 1119 nucleotides long. RefSeq names its product probable glutathione S-transferase parA. Gene Ontology annotation, biological process: glutathione metabolic process. Bases 111 to 794 code for a protein of 227 amino acids. The transcript has 2 exons. Gene Ontology annotation, cellular component: cytoplasm. The record is from RefSeq and is a predicted model, not a curated record. Gene Ontology annotation, molecular function: glutathione transferase activity. Lineage: Eukaryota; Viridiplantae; Streptophyta; Magnoliopsida; Solanales; Convolvulaceae.